CCCAGAAUGGACACUGCUAUGGAAGCCAACCUGGGUGCUGCUGGCCACGGUCCCCGCACAGAGCUCAGUGAUGAGGACUACUACCCUCAGGGCAGCUGGGACACAGUCUUUCUGGUGGCCUUGCUGCUCCUGGGACUGCCAGCCAAUGGGAUGAUGGCAUGGCUGGCUGGCUCACAGGCCCGGCACGGGGCUGGCACCAGAUUGGCCUUGCUCCUGCUCAGCCUGGCCCUCUCUGACUUCUUAUUCCUGGCAGCAGCGACUUUUCAAAUCCUGGAAAUCCAGCAUGGAGGGCACUGGCCGCUGGGCACUGCCGCCUGCCGCUUCUACUACUUCCUGUGGGGUGUGUCCUAUUCCUCCGGCCUCUUCCUAUUGACAGCCCUCAGCCUGGACCGCUGCUUGCUGGCGCUGUGCCCACGAUGGUACCCGGGGCGUCGUCCAGCCCGCCUGCCUCUCUGGGUGUGUGCUGGGGUGUGGGUGCUGGCUACACUCUUCAGUGUGCCCUGGUUGGUCUUCCCUGAGGCUGCUGUCUGGUGGUAUGACCUAGUCAUCUGCCUGGACUUCUGGGACACUGAGGAGCUGCCUCUGCGGAUGCUUGAGAUCUUGGGGGGCUUUCUGCCCUUCCUCUUGCUGCUGGUCUGCCAUGUUCUCACCCAAGCCACUGCUUGCAAGACCUGUUGUGGGCACCAACCUAGGCGCAUGGCCUGCCAGGGCUUUGCCCGUGUGGCCAAGACCAUUUUGUCAGCCUAUGUGGUCCUGAGGCUACCCUACCAGCUGGCACAGUUGUUCUAUCUGGCUUUCUUAUGGGAUGUCUACCCUGGCUACCUGCUCUGGGAAGCCCUGGUCUAUUCUGACUACCUGAUCCUGCUUAACAGCUGCCUGAGCCCCUUCCUAUGCCUGGCGGCCAGUGCUGACCUCCGGGCCCUGCUACGCACUGUGUUCUCCUCCUUUGCAGCUGCUGUCUGUGAGGAACGACCUGGAAACUUCACACCUGUAGAGUCACAGACCCAGGUGACCUCUGAGGGCUUGACUCUGCCAGGACCAACAGUUGAAGGCCAGUCAAGGUUGGAUCCUGUGGUCCAGCCUCAGGGGAAUCCCUCUGUCCAGCAACAGUCAGAUUCUGUGGUCCAGUCUGAGGUGAGCUCCUCAGUCCAGCCACAGUCAGAUUCUGUGGUCCAGCCUGAGGUGGACUCCCUGAUCCAGCCACCAAUGGACACUGUGGUUCAACUUGAGGUGAACCCUUUGACCCAGCCACAGUUGGAUCCCACGGCUCAACCUCAAGUAAACCCUUCAGCCCAACCACAAUCAAAUUAUGUGAUCCAACCGCAAGUGGACUCCCUGACCCAGUCACAACUGGAUCCUGUGGCCCAGUCACAGUCAAGCAUAGAGGCCCAGGCUCCUGCCUGUGGGGCUGAGUCAGCCUCUAACCCUGGUGAGGAAAAUUCCCCUAGUCCAUCCCCAGAUCCCACUCCUGGGGUUCCUGAGAAUGUAGACAGACCAGCUGUUCCCCAGGAAGAAAGUCCUAGCAAUGUCCCCCCAAAAGAAGCCCCCAGUGCAGGACCUACUUGAGUGACAGGAGGCCCAGGCCCACCAGGGCAGUAGAAGAAAUCAGAGAGAAAGCAGCUGGGCAGAGGUGGGAACAUGAAGAAACCCAGCAGUGAAAAACCCCAUUGAGUCCCUUGAGCUUGCUGGGAGGGCUGAGGGGAAGUGAAACCAGUCAGCCAAAAGUCCCAGGCAGGGUGCUGUGAAUGUCUCCACCCUGUUCUCACCAGGGUUUUUUGCAUUACUACCCCCAUCGCAUACAGACACCCAACAUCUUUGAGCCAGUGAGGAGGGUCCUGCUGGGUUCUAUCCUCCAGUCCCCCACAGUCCAUGAUUCCUUCCCCUUAUUGCCUCUAUCUGCCUGGAGGAAGAUAGUGUGAGACAUUUUCUCUGGGCUUGAACCGAUCUCUUUCUAAUCUUUCCCUAACUUUCCCCAUUCCUGUCUGGUUUUCUGGCUUGGGCACCCAACAAAAAAUUUCCUGUAGAGAAGGGAGGCUUCCAGGCGCCCACAGACUCUGGCAGUAGCCAAUCGGCCUGGCACAGUCAAGCUGUCUCCGAUGCUCGCCUACCCCCAGCACACAAAGCCUUGGACAGGAUUUCCCUAGUAAGGUGCAACCAAGAAUGAGGCAUCCAGGCAAGGGUCAGGAGCAGCCAGGCCUGGAUUCAAAUCCAGCUCUGUCAAGCCCUGGCUUGGGAAACCGCCAUGCUCCUGAGGGCCCUUUGAGGAUUACUUAAGAAAGUGAGUGUGGCGCAUGCUGGAGUCAAGCCCUGGCUUGGGAAACCGCCAUGCUCCUGAGGGCCCUUUGAGGAUUACUUAAGAAAGUGAGUGUGGCACAUGCUGGAGCCUGGCACACGGUGAGGCUCUGGGGCAGAUGCCACUGACAGAAAAAUGGCCCCCAGGGCCUGGGACUGCACGGCAGGAGGACAGCACCACCAUCUCACUGAAGUACCUGAGGU
This is a messenger RNA of Rattus norvegicus (Norway rat), 2496 nucleotides long. RefSeq names its product G protein-coupled receptor 152 (gene Gpr152). Gene Ontology annotation, biological process: G protein-coupled receptor signaling pathway; signal transduction. Gene Ontology annotation, molecular function: identical protein binding; G protein-coupled receptor activity. Lineage: Eukaryota; Metazoa; Chordata; Mammalia; Rodentia; Muridae. The transcript has a single exon. The coding region runs from base 7 to 1566 and encodes 519 amino acids. The record is from RefSeq and is marked validated. Gene Ontology annotation, cellular component: membrane; plasma membrane.